GAUCGUGACCUGAGCCAAAGGCAGACGCCCAACUGACUGAACCACCCAGACGUCCCUAUUGCAUGUACUGGCUGGGCUCCAGCUAUGGAGAAACUCCAAGGACAUGCAUCUUCCCACUUGGACAUUCUCUCCUUAGAGAACCGGUGCCUGGCCACACUCCCCAACCUGCAGCCCAUGAAGAAACCACAUGGGCAUGUGUCUGCCCACCCAGACAUCCUCUCUUUGGAGAACCAGUGCCUGGCCACACUUCCUGACCUGAAGACCAUGGAGAAACCACAUGGGCAUGUGUCUGCCCACCCAGACAUCCUCUCUUUAGAAAACCGGUGCCUGGCCACACUCCCUGUUCUAAAAAGUACUGUGUCUGCCAGCCCCUUGCUCCACUGUCUCCAGAGAGCUCCCCUGGUGCAAGCUGCUCUGCGUAGCCUACCCUCCGAGCCUCCAACCUGGAGGGCCCAGUGCCUCUCAGAGGGACUAGGCUGUCUGAGCUGCCCCACGGCCUUGAAGUCCGUCUCUGCCAAAGAGAGAGCUCCUGAAACAGCUCUGGGUCGUUGUUCCUCUUCAGAAGAGAAGAUGCCAGAAGAGAAGGAAAGGGUAGAGGUUCAAAUGCCUUUUUAUAAUCUAAGCUUGGGAGAGGAGGAGACGUUGGAGGAGCCUGUCCUGAAGCUCACUGCUGGGGACUCUGACUCUCAUCCUGGGCCCACUGACCAGGCCCUUAAGGACAAGAAGAUGGUUCUCAUAAGCUUGCUGUGCUCCACUCUGACGUCAAAGGGAAACAUAGAGGAUGCAGCUGACCCGACCUCGGGUACUCUCUUUGAAGUCUGUAGUGAACUUGCCCCCUUGGAGCCUGAAUUCAUCCUUAAGGCAUCUCUGUACGCCAGGCAGCAGCUGAACAUCCGGACUGUGGCCAACAAAGUGUUGGCCAUUGCUGCCUUUUUGCCGGUCUGCCGCCCCCACCUGCGACGCUAUUUCUGUGCCAUCGUCCAGCUGCCUUCUGAUUGGCUCCAGGUAGCUGAGUUCUACGAGAAACUGGCUGGAGGAGAGGAGGACAAGCUGGUGCCCCUGCCUGCCUGCCUGCGUGCUGCUAUGACCGACAAAUUUGCCCAGUUUGAUGAGUACCAGCUGGCUAAGUACAACCCUCGGAAGCACCGGGCCAAGAGACGCCCCCGCCCGCCUCCCCGCCCUCCAAAGACAGGGCGCCCAUUUUCUGAGACACAAAAAUAUUUGCCGAGGUACCUUAGGCCUCUUAAAGAUGAGCAGAAGAAGUUUGAGGAGACCUACAACGCGGUGCCGGAGCGAAAGCAGCAGCCGAGGUUCACUCUCAAGAAGUUAGUUCGGCGACUGCACAUCCGGGAGCCUGCUCAGCACGUCCAAGCCCUGCUGGGCUACAGAUAUCCUUCCAACCUACAAAUGUUUUCUCGAAGUCGCCUCCCCGGGGCGUGGGAUGCUAGCAGAGCUGGGAAGCGGAUGAAGCUCCCUCGGCCAGAGACCUGGGAGCGGGAGCUGAGCCUGCGGGGGAACAAAGCUUCUGUCUGGGAGGAACUCAUUGACAGCGGGAAGCUGCCCUUCAUGGCCAUGCUGCGGAAUCUGUGCAACCUGCUGCGGGCGGGGAUCAGCGCCCGCCAUCACGAGCUUGUGCUGCAGAGACUCCAGCAUGAGAAUUCGGUGAUCCACAGUCGGCAGUUCCCUUUCAGGUUCCUUAAUGCCCAUGAUUCCAUCCAUGACUUGGAGGCCCGACUCAAAAGUAAAGCAUUGCCACCCCCUUCCAAUACAAAACUGAUACGUUCAAUAAUGACUAGAAACGCAAAAAAGGACAGGAAUUGGACCUAUCGGAGGUAUCCUCACCCCCCAAGUCGUCGGCAACUUCGGACAACAAUGAUGAUGCCGGUGAUAUAUGAGCAGCUCAAGUGGGAAAAGCUGAAAAUACAAAAGGCCAGCAGACGGGGGAAAUAUGAUGGUGAGAUGAUGGCUCGGUAUCGGCAGGCGCUGGAGACAGCUGUGAACAUCUCCGCGAAGCACAACCUGCCCCCGCUGCCAGGCCGCACUGUCUUGGUCUAUCUGACGGACAUGGGGACAGACGAGCUCUGUCGGAAGAGCACCCUACAAGGGCGCCCCAUAAACUAUGUGCUGCUGCUGAUCGGGAUGAUGAUUGCACGGGCCGAGCAGGUGGAUCUCUUACUGUGUGGACGAGGCACUAUGAAGACUGCUGUGUUUAAGGCAGAAGAAGGUAUCCUGAAGACGGCCGGCACACUCCUGGCCCAAGUCCAGCAAGGAACAGGAGACUCUUUCCUCCAGGAUUUGGACGAAGAAGGUGAAUGGUCCGUGAACACUUUUGGGAAGUAUCUGUUGUCUCUGGCUGCCCAAAGAGUCCCUGUGGACAGGGUCAUCCUCUUUGGCAACACUAUGUAUAACAGACUGGUAAAUGAGGCCAAACAGCUUUUCUGGCAGCAUGUGAAUUCCAAGUGCCUCUUUGUUGCUCUCCCCCUAGGAAGGACAUGUGACACAUUACCAGAUUCGAAUCCCAAUAACGUGACACUCUCAGGCUACACUGACGGGAUACUGAAGUUCAUUGCAGAGCGUGGGGCCUCCCGUCUUCUAGAACAUGUGGGCCAAAUGGACAAAAUAUUCAAGGUUCCACCACCCCCAGGAAAGACAGGGGACCUGUCUCUCAGGCCACUGGAAGAGAACACUCUAAGCCCCUUGGCUCCGAUUUCCCAGCCUCGAUGGCGCAGCGUCCGGCUUUUCAUUUCGUCCACUUUCCGGGACAUGCACGGGGAGCGGGACCUGCUGCUGAGGUCCGUGCUGCCGGCACUGCAGGCCCGAGCGGCCCCCCACUGCAUCAGCCUUCAUGCCAUCGACCUGCGCUGGGGUGUCACUGAGGAGGAGACCCGCAGGAACAGACAACUGGAAGUGUGCCUGGGGGAGGUGGAGAAUGCGCAGCUAUUUGUGGGGAUUCUGGGCUCCCGCUAUGGACACGUUCCCCCCAACUACAACCUCCCUGAUCAUCCUCACUUCCGCUGGGCCCAGCAGUACCCUGCAGGCCGCUCUGUGACAGAGAUGGAGGUGAUGCAGUUCCUGGACCGGCGCCUGCGCCUGCGCCUGCAGCCCUCUGCCCAAGCUCUCCUCUACUUCCGGGAUUCCGGCUUCCUCCGCUCUGUGCCGGAUGCAUGGAAAUCUGACUUGACUUCUGAGUCUGAAGAGGCUGCACGUCGGAUCUCAGAACUGAAGAGCUUCCUGAGCAGACAGCAAGGGGUUACCUGUCGCAGAUACUCCUGUGAGUGGGGGGGUGUGGCAGCUGGCCGGCCCUAUGCUGGGGGGCUGGAGGAGUUUGGGCAGUUGGUUCUGCAGGAUGUGUGGAAUAUGAUCCAGCAGCUUUACCUACAGCCUGGGGCCCAGCUAGAACAGCCAGCGUCCAUCGCAGAUGAUGACUUGGUCCAGGCCACCUUCCAGCAGCUGCAGAACCCACCGAGUCCUGCCCGACCGCACCUUCUUCGGGACACAGUGAAACAGCUAAUGCUGCGCCGAGAGAGGCUGAGCCUGGUGACUGGGCAGUCAGGACAGGGCAAGACCGCCUUCCUGGCGUCUCUUGUGUCAGCUCUGCGGGCUCCCGAUGGGGCCAAGGUGGCUCCCUUCAUCUUCUUCCACUUUUCAGGGGCCCGCCCAGACCAGGGUCUUGCCCUCACCCUGCUCAGACGCCUUUGUGCUUAUCUGCAUUGCCAACUGCGGAAGCCGAGUGCCCUCCCCACCACCUACCGGGGCCUGGUAUGGGAGAUCCAGCAGAGGCUGCUGCCCGAGUAUGCCCAGUCCCUGAGAAGCGGCCAAACCCUGGUUCUGAUCAUCGACGGGGCUGACAGGCUGGUGGAUCAGCACGGGCAGCCGGUCUCAGACUGGAUCCCAAAGACCCUUCCCCCGCGGGUGCACCUGGUACUGAGCGUGUCUACUGAUGCGGGCCUGGGGGACACCCUUGAGCAGAGCCAACGUGCCCAUGUGGUGGCCCUGGGGCCUCUGGAACCAUCUGCCCGGGCCCGGCUGGUGAGAGAAGAGCUGGCUCUGUACGGGAAGCGGCUGGAGGAGUCGCCUUUUAACAACCAGAUGCGCCUGCUGCUGGUGAAGCGGGGGUCCUCCCUGCCACUCUACCUGCGCUUGGUCACCGAUCACCUGAGGCUGUACACGCUCUAUGAGCAGGUGUCUGAGAGACUCCGUACCCUGCCCGCCACGGUCCCCCUGCUGCUGCAGCACAUCCUGGGCACCCUGGAGAAAGAGCAUGGCCCCGAUGUCCUUCCCCAAGCCUUGGCCACCCUUGAGGCCACACGUAGUGGUCUGACUGUGGACCAGCUGCAUGCAGUGCUGAGUGCGUGGCGGAUACUUCCCAGGGGGGCCAAGAGUUGGGAAGAAGCAGUGGCUGCUGGCAGCAGUGGGGAGCCCUACCCCAUGGGCCCAUUCGCCUACCUCGUCCAGAGUCUGCGCAGUCUGCUGGGGGAGGGCCCCCUGGAGCGUGCUGGUGCCCGGCUCUGCCUCCCUGCCGGGCCCCUGAGGACAGCAGCUCAAUGUCGAUAUGGGAAGAGGCUGGGGCUGGAGAAGACAGCACACAUCCUCAUCGCAGCUCAGCUCUGGAAGACUUGUGACCCUGAGGCCUCAGGCACCUUCCAAAAUUGCCUUCCUGAGGCUCUGGCAGAUCUGCCUUACCACCUGCUCCAGAGCGGGAACCGUGGCCUUCUUGCAAAGUUCCUCACCAAUAUCCAUGUGGUGGCUGCACACCUGGAACUGGGUCUGGUCUCUCGGCUCCUGGAGGCCCAUGCCCUCUACGAUGAGAUAACUUCCUCAGUCCCUAAAGAUGAACAAAGUCUUCCUGAGGCUGACGUGGCUGUGUUUCACACAUUCCUGAGGCAGCAGGCUCCAGUCCUCAGCCAGUACCCCCUGCUGCUGCCCCAGCAGGCAGCUAACCAACCGCUGGACUCGCCUCUUUGCCGCCAGGCCCCACAGCUUUCCCGGCGAUGGCGCCUCCAGCACGUGCUACGAUGGCUUAAUAAACCCCACACCAUGGAGGGCCAGCAAAGCUCCAGCCUGUCUCUGGCAGUUUCCUCAUCCCCCACAGCAGUGGCUCUGUCCCCCAGUGGGCAAAGAGCUGCUGUGGGCACUGCCAGUGGGAUGGUUUACCUGUUGGACCUGAGAACCUGGCAGGAGAAGUCCUUGGUGAGCGGCUGCGAUGGGGUCUCCUCUUGCUCAUUCCUCUCGGACAAUGCCCUAUUUCUUACUGCCUUUGACGGGCUUCUGGAGCUCUGGGACCUGCAGCAAGGUUGUCGGGUGCUCCAGACCAGUGCUCACAAGUAUCAAAUCACCGGCUGCUGCCUAAGCCCGGACCGCCGGCUGCUGGCCACCGUGUGCCUAGGGGGAUGCCUAAAGCUAUGGGACACAGUUCGUGGGCAGCUGGCCUUCCAGCACGCGGGACCCAGGCCACUGAACUGCGUUGCUUUCCACCCAGAGGGGCAGAUGGUAGCGGUAGGCAGCUGGGCUGGCAGUUUCAGCCUCUUCCAUGUGGACGGGCUCAAAGCUGCCAAGGACCUGGGAGCCCCGGGAGCCUCUGUCCGUACUGUGGCGUUCAGUGUUCCUGGGCGGGUUGUGGCUGUGGGUCGGCUGGAUGGCAUGGUGGAACUGUGGUCCUGGCAUGAGGGGGCACAGCUGGCUGCCUUCCCUGCCCACCAUGGCAUUGUGGCCACUGCCCUUUUCCUGCGUGCUGGGCGCCAGUUACUGACGGCCGGAGAGGAUGGCAAGGUUCAGGUGUGGUCCGGAUCUCUGGGUAGGCCCCGGGGGUGCCUAGGUUCCCUUUCUCUCUCUCCUGCCCUCUCUGUGGCUCUCAGCCCAGAUGGUGAUCGGGUGGCCAUUGGGUACCGAGCAGAUGGCAUCAGGAUCUACAAAAUUGCUUCAGGUUCCCAGGGGGCUCAGUGUCAAGCCCUAGAUGUGGCAGUGUCUGCACUGGUCUGGCUAAGUCCCAAGGUGUUGGUGAGCGGUGCUGAAGACGGGUCCCUGCAAGGCUGGGCUCUCAAGGAGAGUUCCCUUCAGUCCCUCUGGCUCUUAUCCAGAUACCAGAAGCCCGUGUUGGGACUGGCCACCUCCAGUGAACUCUUGGCUUCUGCCUCAGAAGAUUUCACAGUGCGGCUCUGGCCAAGGCAGCCACUGACCCUGGCACAGACAGCAGAAGACUUUCCCUGUGGCACUGAGCUCCGGGAACAUGAGGGUCCCGUGAGCUGCUGUCGCUUCAGCUCUGAUGGAGGCAGGCUGGCCACCGGGGGCAGGGACCGGAAUCUCUUCUGCUGGGAUGUGCGGAUGCCCAAAGCCCCUGUUCUGAUUUGCUCCUUCUCUGCCUGUCACCGUGACUGGGUCACUGGCUGUGACUGGACCAAAGACAACCUACUGGUCUCCUGCUCCACCGAUGGCUCUGUGGGGCUGUGGGACCCAGAACGGCAACAGCAGCUUGGCCAGUUCCUCGGUCAUCAGAGUGCCGUGAGCGCCGUAGUGGCCGUGGAGGAACAUGUGGUGUCUGUGGGCCGAGAUGGGACCUUGAAAGUGUGGGACCACCAGGGCGUGGAGCUGACGAGCAUCCCUGCUCACUCGGGACCUAUCAGCCACUGUGCAGCUGCCCUGGAGCCCCGGGCAGCUGGACAGCCUGGGUCAGAGCUUCUAGUGGUGACUGUUGGACUGGAUGGGGCCACACGGUUGUGGCAGCCACUCUUGGUGUUUCAAACACACACCUUCCUGGGACACAGUGGCCCAGUCAGUGCGGCUGCAGUUUCAGAGACCUCAGGCCUCCUGCUGACCACCUCAGAGGAUGGCUCUGUGCGGCUCUGGCAGGUACCUGAGGAAGCAGAUGACGCAUAUAUGCCCAGGAGUCCUGCAGCCAUCACUGCUGUGGCCUGGGCCCCAGAUGGUUCUAUGGCAGCGUCUGGGAAUCGAACUGGGGAACUAACCUUGUGGCACAAAGCUAAGGCUGUGGCCACAGCACAGGCUGCAGGCCACAUCAGUGCUCUGCUAUGGUACGCGGCACGCACCUUGAUUGUUCUCAGCAACAAUGAAAAGGUCAGCGAGUGGCAAGUGGAACUGCAGGAGGGUUCGACACCCAGAAAUUUCAGUCUUCACCUGACCCGAGUUCUGCAGGAGGACUUAGGGUUCCUGACAGGUGUGGCCCUGGCUCCAGAUGGUCACUCCCUCAUCUUGGCCGACGCGGGUUUGCAGUUACAGCACGUGAAGCCAGGGGAGGCUCCUUCUGUAAUCUGGAGCAGCAACUAUUCGGAAUGUGCUAUGUUGUUGUCCACCCACCAAGACUAUGGUGUGUUUGUCCUGCAGCCAAUGGAACCUGGAGGCCUUUUUUCCUUGAGGCAAAAGGAGGCAGGAGAGUUUGAAGAGAGCCUUGAGUUUAAGCCGGACUUGGAGAAUCCUACUGGGACCUUCGUGUUGGUAACCCAGGCCAAACCGGAAUCUGAGUCCUCAUUUUUGUGCGCCAGCUCUGAUGGGAUGCUAUGGAAACUUGCCAAGCGUACCCCUGAAGGAGAAUGGGAGACAGGUGACAUCUGGCAGAAAAGAGAAAUGCCUGAAACCCCAACUCCAGAAACAGCCUCAUCUGUGAAUGACAGCAGCGCAUAUAGCUGGUCCCCACCCCCACAGCUGUCGACUCAGCAGCGUAGAAAGAUUCACUCGGGCUCUGUCACAGCCCUCCAUGUGCUGCCUGGGCUGCUGGUGACAGCUUCAAAGGACAGAGAUGUUAAGCUGUGGGAGAGACCCAGUAUGCAGCUGAAAAACAAAUGAUUCUAACAGUUAAAGGAAACUUGCUCCAGAGGAAGACUUUCUUCUCUAUUCUUCAAAUCCUUUUCACAUUCAUCAGUAACUCAUGCCAUACCAGAGCACAGUUUCUCAUGAAAAUAAAAACGGUUCUUCCUUGAUAACGGUAUAAUUUUCUAACUGAGAAAGAGAACGAGGUGCAGAAAGCUGAUGACAACCCCAGAAGUUAAAAAACACCCUGAUUAUUAACCCCAAACUCUACCGCUCCCAUCUCUCAGCCUUGCAGAGAAUUAAACACUAGCAGUAUUUUGGAGAGGACUCCUAAAAUGAAUACCACAGUGUUCCAGACAGGAAUCCCAGUAGCAAAAGAACAACUGCUCCCUGAGAAAUCGAUGGACAAAGGAGUCUCUCACCUUUCCCACCUUGGCUGUGCACUCAGGGUCCACAGGAGCUUUGCCCUUUAACAGCAAGGUCUUCACAGACUCUGAGGGAAGACAGAUAUGUACUACAGCUACUUGUACGGGAAUCAAAAACAGCUAUCACGUCAUAAUGAACUUUGCCCUUCCCAAGCAAUCCUGAUCUGUCCAGGUCUCAAUCUGUCUAAACUGCAUGAAACUGAAGAUUCUGAGAAAGGAGAUUUGUACUGUGGUAUGCCCAAAGGAUAGAAAAUCAAUUAUAUCUUCAAGAAAGAAAGAAGUAAGAGUUGAAAGAACAAGGCAUUCCUUGUCCUCACCCCUCCCCUAGACAAUCCUGCUAGCCCAUGUCCUCCCUGGCCUACC
Messenger RNA from Ailuropoda melanoleuca (giant panda), 8549 nucleotides. RefSeq names its product telomerase associated protein 1 (gene TEP1). Bases 85 to 7797 code for a protein of 2570 amino acids. Gene Ontology annotation, biological process: telomere maintenance via recombination. Gene Ontology annotation, cellular component: telomerase holoenzyme complex. Gene Ontology annotation, molecular function: protein binding; telomerase RNA binding; telomerase activity. The transcript has 55 exons. The record is from RefSeq and is a predicted model, not a curated record. NCBI's taxonomy places the organism in Eukaryota, Metazoa, Chordata, Mammalia, Carnivora, Ursidae.